AGCAUUCAAUUACUGGUACAUGUAGAAAAACACGAGCGACAUCCAUUAUAUAAGUCAAGUGCGCCAUGCAUCAGCUGUUCAAGUACCACCAUUAGAGAGAACAACUAGCUAGUUAUAGUGCUCGCAAGAAAAAAAUAGAUGGCUAUAACUGGAAAGAUAUCACGUGAAGUUGAAAUCAAAUGUCAUCGUCACCUGGUCUAUGAACUCUACAAGCACAAGCCCCACCACAUAUCAGUCGUCGACCCUGAGAGGGUUGAAGCUUGCCAUUUAAUUUCUGGUCAAUGGGGUGUUCCUGGAGCUGUCAUUCAGUGGCACUACUACCAUGAUGGAAAAAAGGAAACUGCUAAGGAAAUCAUUGAAGAAAUUGAUGAUGAAUUACACAAAAUUGUGUUCAAAGUUAUUGAAGGAGAUAUCUUGGACGUGUAUAAUUCCAUUAGUGUCAUCUUUAUGACCAAAGAUGUGGGCGAUAAGAAGUUUGUUAUCCGUACUAUAGAGUUCGAGAAGGCCAAUGAUAGUAUACCGGAUCCAACAUCGUAUCUGGACUCGCUUUGUGGACUAGCUGGAAAUAUGGAUUCUCAUUUUCUCAAGUAACCAUGAUGUCGCCGAUGUAUUCACUAAAUAUAUGUCGCUGACAUUAUGAUCAGCUCCAACAGCGACUUGCUUGGUGUUAUGGUGUUAAAGGGAAGUGAUUGUCCAAUAAAUAAAUGUCAGCUGGUGUAUUUAUAAAUGUUGAUGCUUGUGAAGAUACGUAUUUGUAUUGUAAACUAGCAUGGUGUUAUGGUGUGUUUUCAGUUACUUGUGUGGGAAUUGUUUCAUCUUUUUCUUGAUUUUUGAUACUAAAACUCACUUUUGAUAGUCA
This is a messenger RNA of Lactuca sativa (garden lettuce), 859 nucleotides long. Lineage: Eukaryota; Viridiplantae; Streptophyta; Magnoliopsida; Asterales; Asteraceae. The record is from RefSeq and is a predicted model, not a curated record.